AUGCCCCUCACCCUCCUCCCCAACCCAUACACCCAAAUUUGGACCGCCCAGAGUCAACCGCGUCUGCAAUUGAACGACCCAUCAAUCGACCUCCCCCGACUCGUCCAACUCAUUGAAGAUUCCUUCGACCGCAAACUCGAUGUACAUGAUUACUUGGAACGCGUGAACGACCGUAUCGCCGGUAUCAUCGUCGCAGGCGAAUACGAAGGCGGCGCAAUUCUCACAUGGGAAACACCACCCGGCGUAAUCGACGACGGCAGUCCCGAAAACGCCGCACGAAUGGUUCCGUACCUGGAUAAAUUCGCAGUCCUCAAGCGCAGCCAAGGUGCCGGUGGUGUGGCAGACGUCGUGUUCAACGCAAUGGUACGCACAUGCUUUCCCGAUGGGGUCUGCUGGCGUAGCCGCAAAGAUAACCCCGUGAACAAGUGGUAUUUUGAGCGGUCAUGUGGCUCUUGGAAGCUGGCUGAUAGUAAUUGGACGAUGUUUUGGACUACGCCUGGUUUACCGGAGGAUACACAGCGAUUCCAGGAUUAUGAGGCUGUUUGCCGGGCUAUUCAGCCUAGUUGGGCUGAUAAUAAAAGCGUUAUUGAUUAG
Molecule: messenger RNA, 594 nt
Organism: Penicillium manginii
Lineage: Eukaryota; Fungi; Ascomycota; Eurotiomycetes; Eurotiales; Aspergillaceae
Exons: 1
Coding region: 1-594 (197 amino acids)
Biological process (GO): L-arginine biosynthetic process
Cellular component (GO): mitochondrial matrix
Molecular function (GO): L-glutamate N-acetyltransferase activity, acting on acetyl-CoA as donor; arginine binding
Source: RefSeq, a predicted model, not a curated record